AUGGCUGCUACUUGGGAUUGGCAGUGGCUCAAUUUAAGAACUGACUACCCUGAAGUUGUCAUAGAUGUAGGGAAAAUAAUAUUUGGUGAGGACCAAAGAAACACCAACAAAAAAACAUCCAACAAAGGUAUUAAAAAAGAAAUAAGUGCCUCAAAAAAGGAAAAACUAGAAAGUCAAAGAAUUACUCUCACCCAAGUAGCCUGCGCCUUACUCAACACAGGGGGAGGAGUUAUAAGAGCCGAAAUUGAGAAUGAAGACUAUUCCUAUAGGCAACACAGGCUUGGACAGGACAUAGAAAAUUCCUUUCGGGGCUGUACUCAAUCUGAUCCCUUUGCAGAAUACUUUGACGUAGUCCAGGAAGGUUCUUACUUGCUGAUUUGAGUCAAAACGUGGAGUAGUGAGAGAUUAUCACAACCCACAGUGAUAUCAAAGGCUCGCCUUUGUUGCUUGGAAACCGGGCUGUUUCAGAGAUCAGCCACCUCCGCUGUGAAAAUGAAACCCUUGGAGGCUCUGAAUUUUCUGAAAGCAAGGCAGGCUUCUAUCAAGAAAGACCCCGGAGAGAUGGCAGGGCUGAUACGGAAGAGGGCUCGUCUUUGGGAUGGCAGCCGGCAUUCAGGAGGAGAUGGCGUGCAGGUGGAAGAAGACAUUCUCCAGGCUGCUGCUCAGUUUUUUGAACGAGACAGUCUGGAAUUUGGAGAGUUCUUGGAUUUCACUGAGUCGACAGAGGUUGAGUUUAAGGGAUUCUCAAAUGUUAAGGACAUCCUGGAAUUUAUUAGAACCACGCUACCCAAAUACAUCUCUGCUUUUGCAAAUACCAAGGGGGGAUACUUAAUUUUUGGUGUGGAUAACAAUCGGGAGGUUACGGGAUAUACAGAAAACGUACAGCCCGACCAAAUGACAAUCGAAGUGCAGGAAACCAUUGAGAUGUUGCCCCACUUCCAUUUCUGUGCUUCUUUAGAGAAAGUCGCAGCUGAAUGUAAAAUCUUGCCUGUUUAUGAAGCAAACGGAACGAGGCACGGUUAUGUCUUUGUUGUGCGGGUUGAGCCGUUUUGCUGUGCUGUUUUUGCGGCAGCUCCCGAUUCUUGGAUUGUGAAGGAUCGCCAAGUGGAGAAACUGCGAGUCGAUGAAUGGGCCAAGCUGAUGACAGCAGAAGACCCAGAUCUUUCACAUUUUGAUGACGGCUUCCAGAUCGAAUUGAGUAUGACCUGUAAGUCUCCACUUACCAAAUCAGUAUAUUCUGCUAAAGGCCUUACCUGCAUAAAGGAUCUUCAAAACUCUCUAUGCCCAGGAGAUUCAGAUGGGAUCAGCUAUAAACCGGAAGAACUCUGCGCUGAACUCUUUUCUGAGUAUGUGGGACUGAAGGACAUCUUGCGCAAGAAGAUGGAGGAACUACCGUUUUCUAAGGGAGUCCUGAUCUUUUCAAGAAGCUGGGCAGUAGACGUUGGCCUGCAGCAAAAUUCAUGUGUUGCCUGUGAUGCACUCUUAAUAACCACAGGUACUUUCCCAAGGCUGUUCACAAUUACUGUGGAUCAGGAUGAUUCCGUCCCUCCAGCGAACCCUGUGUUGGAAUAUUCAAGAAAUGUUUCCUGUAUGUUAAAGCAGAAACUGGUGAACGAAGGGGGAUUUACUCGAAAAGUGUGUGUGGAUCCCCAUGUAAUUAAUCUUGGACUCAAUGGAGAGGUAAAGAUAGGUAUGAGUUCGCGGAUUAUGUACCCGCCCACCUAUGUGAUUUCCAGAGAUGACUUAGAAGACUUGAUGCAAGCCCUUGCGAUUGUCAUGCUAAGGUUUAGGUCUGUCUUAAGUGACCAGCUAGGCUGUGAAUUUUUCAACCUUCUCACCAUUAAACAGCAUGAGAUCUUAACAAAGAACCUCCGUAAGAACAAGAAGCUGUUUGUCUAUGGCCUUGCAGGAUCGGGGAAAACCCUUGUGGCCUUGCAGAUCAUAGAGAAGAUGAAGAAUGUCUUUCACUGCAGCUCUGAUGAGAUCCUUUACAUUUGUGAAAACAGACCUCUGUGCGAGACCGUGAGAAUGAAAAACAUUUGCACGGCUGUGACGCGAGCCAGUUUUUUAAAAGGAAAGUUCUUUCAAUCAGUGAAGCACAUCAUAAUAGACGAGGCCCAGAAUUUCCGGUAUGAAGAUGGCGAUUGGUAUGGGAAAGCUGUGAAAAUUACGCAAGCAGAUGCUCAGAACCCUGGCAUUUUGUGGAUCUUCUUGGAUUAUUUGCAAAAAACACACCCUUUUGAUUGUGGCCUUCCUCCUCCGUAUGCUCAGCAACCUCAGGAAUGGCUAACUCUCGGGGUGCGGAAUGCCACUAACAUUUAUGACAUCAUGAAAAGACAAAUGUGUAAUAUACUGUCCUCUCCCAAUGAACCUGACAUUCCUUAUGAGCAGUUAAAAAUUUUGGUAGAAGAAGCUCGGUGUGGCCACAGCCUAGCAGGUGUUUUAGUCAUACCUGAAGCUAAGGAUGAAAACGAAAUAGCAGACUAUAUAGUAAAUAAGUGCCUUCAGUAUUUCCAAGAUGGUUAUUCUGGAAAAAACAUUGCUAUUCUAUGCAAUACUGAAGUAGAAAGGAAUAAAUACCGUUACUUACUCAAGUCUAAAAUGUCGAGCCAGAUGAGAAAGUUAAAGUUGUCUGUGGACUUUGCAAACGUGGAGGACGCAAAGGGGGACAGGAUUGUUCUAGACAGUGUCCGCCGUUUUUCAGGCCUCGAAAGAGGUAUAGUGUUCAGCAUUUAUCCGCUUUCUAACCCACCGGCUAUUGCUGACAAUGUGUUACUCUGCAUGGUGUCAAGGGCCAACCUGCACUGUCAUUUGCUGCGUGAUCAUCAAAGAGUGAGGGCUCCCAUGAAUUUGUCUGGCUCUUCCUGCAUUUGA
Messenger RNA from Euleptes europaea (tarantolino), 2874 nucleotides. Its product is annotated as schlafen family member 11-like. The transcript has 4 exons. NCBI's taxonomy places the organism in Eukaryota, Metazoa, Chordata, Lepidosauria, Squamata, Sphaerodactylidae. The record is from RefSeq and is a predicted model, not a curated record.